Clarias gariepinus (North African catfish) is the source of this 4945-nucleotide messenger RNA. RefSeq names its product 5-oxoprolinase, ATP-hydrolysing (gene oplah). Gene Ontology annotation, biological process: glutathione metabolic process. Gene Ontology annotation, molecular function: 5-oxoprolinase (ATP-hydrolyzing) activity. Gene Ontology annotation, cellular component: cytosol. The transcript has 27 exons. Lineage: Eukaryota; Metazoa; Chordata; Actinopteri; Siluriformes; Clariidae. The record is from RefSeq and is a predicted model, not a curated record. The coding region runs from base 105 to 4040 and encodes 1311 amino acids.
GCCUGCUGUAGUGUGAGAGCUGAGAGCUGCGCGCGCGGGGUUCAUUCAUCAUCUCUGCUUCACGCGGACGCUUCGGGCUUCAUAAACCAGCGCGUGUGUUCAGCAUGGCCGACUCUGAGGGAAAGUUCUGUUUCGCCAUCGACCGCGGCGGGACCUUCACUGACGUCUUCGCUCGUCUGCCAGGCGGUAAAGAGCGAGUGAUGAAGCUCCUCUCGCACGACCCGCAGAACUACAGAGACGCCCCGACCGAGGGCAUCCGGCGCAUACUGCAACAGGAAACAGGAAAGAGUUUCCCCCGCGAUGAGCCGCUGGACUCAUCUCUGAUCGGGUGGAUCCGCAUGGGCACCACAGUGGCCACCAACGCGCUGCUGGAGCGCCAGGGAGCGAGGAUGGCGCUUGUCGUGACGCGCGGCUUCAAACACUUACUGCACAUCGGCACACAGGCUCGACCCGACCUCUUCGACCUGGAAGUACAAGUGCCUGAUGUGCUUUACGAGGAGGUCAUUGAAGUGGAUGAAAGAGUUGUCCUGAAGCAAGAUGCCUGCCGUCUGCCAAGCAAGGAACCUAAGCGAACCGUCACAGGUAGUACAGGGGAGAGUUUGGAGGUCUGGACCGAGUUAGACCUGCAGUGUGUGGAGAGAGAUCUCAAAGCAGUGCUGUCUCGAGGAAUCACCGGGCUGGCCGUGCUUUUUCUGCACUCAUACAUGUACCCAGAUCACGAGCAGGCGGUGGGCGCUCUGGCUCGGCAGCUCGGUUUCUCUCAGGUGUCUCUAUCGAGCGAGGUGAUGCCGAUGAUCAGAGCCGUACCUCGCGGCUACACCGUGUGUGUGGACGCCUACCUCACACCCAAAAUACACCAGUACGUCAGCGCUUUCACCUCCGGCUUCAAAGGGCGACUCGCUGACGUGGACGUGCUGUUCAUGCAGUCUGAUGGAGGGCUGACUUCUAUGGAUCAGUUCUGUGGGUCUCGGGCGGUUCUGUCCGGCCCAGCUGGAGGAGUUGUGGGUUAUGCCCUCACCGCGUAUAACAACACACAACACACACCCGUCAUCGGCUUCGACAUGGGAGGUACCUCUACAGACGUGAGUCGCUAUGCUGGUCAGUAUGAACAUGUUUUUGAAUCUACAACCGCCGGGGUCACGCUGCAGGCACCUCAACUCGACAUCAACACCGUCGCAGCGGGAGGAGGGUCUCGACUGUUCUUCAGGUCUGGGAUGUUUGUUGUGGGGCCCGAGUCCGCCGGCGCUCAUCCCGGUCCAGCUUGUUAUCGAAAAGGGGGUCCUCUCACAGUCACAGAUGCUAAUUUGGCUCUUGGCCGUCUACUCCCUUCUUUCUUCCCUCACAUCUUUGGUCCUGGAGAGGAUGAGCCGCUCUCCAUAGAUGAAACCAUGAGCCAUUUUCAGAAGCUAACUAAAGAGAUCAACCAUUUCCUUUCGACCAGCCAGGCCCAGUGGAAUGGAGACGGUCACACAAGCAAUGACGUGUCAAAUAGCGGCAAAUCAGAAAUGACUGUUGAGGAGGUCGCUAUGGGAUUCAUCAGAGUUGCGAAUGAAGCCAUGUGUCGACCAAUCAGAGCACUAACGCAGGCAAAGGGCCAUGAUACGUCUCAGCACAUGUUGGCGUGUUUUGGAGGAGCAGGCGGACAACAUGCAUGUGCCAUCGCACGAUCACUGGGCAUGAAAACCGUCUAUAUACACAAAUACAGCGGGGUGUUAUCAGCGUACGGUUUGGCUCUAGCCGAUGUUGUGGAGGAGGUUCAGGAGCCGUGCUCCCUGCAGUAUAACACACAGUCUUACUCAGAGCUCGAUAGCCGUAUCCAGCGACUCUCGCAGCGCUGCCAGGACACACUCUGCAAACGUGGAUUCAGCAGGUCUCAGAUCAGUACGGAGGCGUUCCUGCACAUGCGCUACGAAGGAACAGACUGCGCGCUUAUGAUCAGCGCUAACGAAGCCCCGCCUCACGCUCAGUCCUGCUCUGCCGGAGACUUCCGUACCGCCUUCACCGCACGCUACAUGAAAGAGUUCGGUUUCACUAUCGCCGACAGACCCAUAAGCGUGGACGACGUCCGAGUCCGAUGUUCAGGGAAGUCUGGAAUCGGGACAACGGCCAUGGCGCAAACAGGAGGUCGAGCGCCGAAACCGACACGGAUGACCAAGUGUUAUUUCGAGGACCAAUAUCUGGAUACAAGCGUCUUCCUGUGGGAGGAUCUGUCAUGUGACCACAGUAUCGACGGCCCCGCGAUCAUCAUCGAUAAGAACAGCACCAUCCUGGUGGAGCCACGCUGUUCGGCUCGCCUGAGCCCGACCGGAGACGUGUGUAUCGCCGUGGGAAUGGACGGCAUGUGCGCGCUGGGGACGGAACUGAACGCGGUGCAGCUGUCCAUCUUCUCUCAUCGCUUUAUGAGUAUCGCAGAGCAGAUGGGCCGUGUGCUACAGAGGACCUCCAUCUCCACCAACAUUAAGGAGCGUCUGGAUUUCUCCUGUGCCGUGUUCGGACCUGAUGGGGGUCUGGUGUCGAAUGCUCCUCACAUCCCUGUGCACCUGGGAGCCAUGCAGGAGACUGUGCAGUACCAGCUGAAGGCGCUCGGCGGCAGUCUGCAGGAGGGAGAUGUGAUAUUGAGUAAUCACCCGUGUGCUGGAGGAAGCCACCUGCCCGACCUCACAGUCAUCACACCGGUGUUCCGUCCUGGCGUGAGUGGCCCAGUGUUUUUCGUGGCCAGCAGGGGGCAUCACGCUGAUAUCGGCGGCAUCACCCCGGGCUCGAUGCCCCCUCACUCUACCUGUCUCCAGCAGGAGGGGGCCGUCUUCACCUCCUUCAAACUGGUCACUGAAGGAGUCUUCCAGGAGCAGGCGGUGACGGAGGCUCUCAUGGCUCCCGCCCGUUACCCAGGUUGCUCCGGCACACGCAAUCUCCAUGACAACCUGUCAGACCUGCGAGCUCAGGUAGCUGCCAAUCAGAGAGGGAGUCAGCUGGUGGGGGAGCUGAUCGACACCUACGGCCUGGGAGUGGUACAGGCGUACAUGGGCUACAUUCAGAGUAACGCAGAACUGGCUGUCAGAGACAUGCUGAGAGAAUUUGCACGUCUGCGACGUGAGCAGAGCGGCUGUUUAGACGUGGAAGCCGAAGAUCAGAUGGACGACGGGACGCCAAUUAAACUCAGAGUGCAGAUAAAUGAACAGGAGGGCAGUGCUGUGUUUGAUUUCUCAGGAUCAGGUCCAGAGGUGUGGGGGAACUGUAACGCUCCUCGCGCCAUCACACUUUCUGCCCUCAUUUACUGCCUGCGCUGCAUGGUGGGGCAGAACAUCCCUCUCAACCAGGGCUGUCUUACCCCCAUCAGAGUGAUCGUCCCCGCCGGAUCUAUCCUGCAGCCUUCCCAGAAUGCCGCGGUGGUGGGAGGGAACGUGCUGACGUCACAGCGAGUGGUGGACGUCAUCUUCCGGGCGUUCGAAGUGUGCGCCGCCUCACAGGGCUGCAUGAACAACAUCACAUUCGGCAAUGAGAAGUGCGGCUACUAUGAAACGGUCGGGGGCGGAGCAGGGGCGGGGCCUGGCUGGAACGGGCGGAGCGGAGUCCACAGUCACAUGACCAACACGCGCAUCACAGACCCUGAGAUUCUGGAGAAGAGGUAUCCGGUGGUGUUGGAGCAGUUCUCCCUGCGGGACGGAUCUGGAGGUGGGGGUGGGUAUCAUGGCGGUGAUGGAGUGAUCCGGAAGCUGCUCUUCAGAGACGAGGUCAUUCUGUCAGUGCUGACGGAGAGACGCUCUACACGACCGUACGGGCUGCGCGGAGGACAGAGUGGAGCAGCUGGACUGAAUCUCCUACAGCGAGCUGAUGGACGAGUGUUAAACCUGGGAGCAAAAACAUCUGUCACCCUACAGCCUGGGGACAGGUUUGUUCUCCACACCCCGGGAGGAGGAGGUUACGGUGAGGAGGAGGAAGAGGAGAAGAAGCUCUCGUCCUCUAAGCGGCUCCGUUUAAACGGUGUGUUUACCGAGAGAGGGAGUGUGUACGAGUACCGCCGAGCUCAGGAGAGUGUCUGACCCCCCGUGUUCCUAAAAAUCAGCUCAUAUCCCUCUGUUUAUCUCUAAACACCACCGUAAACCAGUUAAGACCAGUUCAGGUGUAAAAAUACGAUAGGUUGUAACCCUGAAUUUCAGACUAGGAAGGAAACCAGCGUCUCAACCCGAGUCUCGCCGAACGCCAGUCCAGCCAGCGAUAUCAAAUUACCGUGUCCUCUCAGAGCGCUAAAUGUAAAGGAAGUAGCACUUGUUACUUGUUAUAACGCUUCCACUCUACUGUAUACACACGCUGUUAUUUUAGAGCCGUCAGCAUGCCGACAGGUCACUUGUUCACAUCCCGACGUAAAUCCAGUGCAGCGCAAAUCUGUUCACUUCAGAAGCUCCGCCCACAAUUACAUACAAAUAAAUUGUGCAGAAAAAGAUUUUCCUGUCGCCAUUAAACACAAUGAUGCCCUUGAAGCUUUGUGUCGCCAGUUAAUUAAUGAGCUUUACGGGAUUUAUUAAUAACAUGAACGGUUCCACUCUACUGUACACACACACUGUUAUUUUAGAGCCGUCAGCAUGUUCACUUGUUCACAUUUCACUUGUUCACACCCCAACAUAAAUCCAGUGCAGCACAAAUCUUCACUUCAGAAGCUCCGCCCACAAUCCAUACAGUAUAAAUUGUGCACAAUUACGUACAAAUAAAUUGUGCAGAAAACAACAGGAGCCAGCAGAACUUUUUUUCUUGUUUUCUCUUUUAUCUUUAAGUGAAAUGCUGUUAAAAUGAUGAACCGUAGUUACUGAUGCAUUAGCAGCUUGCCGGUUGUUUAUUUUAAGAAUUGAUUUCAUUAACAAAGUAAUAAAAAAGCUGUGAUUUUAAUGAUGAAAUGAGAAAUCCGAGGACCAUCGUUUUUUGUGUGUGUGUGUGUGUGUGUGUGUGUGUG